CGCCUCUUUGCCAUGUUAUUGUCACUGUGGUUUAGGUUGAGACUGCAAAGUAAGAUGGUGGAGCAAAAGAAAUCUGACAUGGAACGAGGCAAUAUCUUGCACCCACUGAAGACUGACUGGUAAGUGGGCAGCCAGCCAGCCACGCCCGCCUUCCAUUGCUAUGGAUGCCUGUGCCCGUAUCAAAGGGGUCCCACUUAGGACUCGAGCUUCCAUUCGGAAAGAGACUGUGCGUGACAGUGGGGCACAGUGUGUGAAGAGCCUCUUGAGGAACAAAAAAGAGCUGUGCAGCCUAGGCCUGGAGCUACAAACCACAAAUGCAACAAGGCUGACCCAGAUACACUUUGUGUGUCUUCCUGGUCACUGUGAAGGGGAGGAUAUCACUCUACAGGCUCUGUCAUAUUCACCGGGGGAGUUGAACGAGCUUCUCCGGUCUCUCCACAUCCAUAGCCUCAGGAACGAUGAGGUGCUGCUGCUGAAGGAUUCCCGCAAGCUGCCCGACCGGAAGGAUGCUGGAGCUCAGAGCUGGUUGAAGACCAUAUGUGUGUUGAGACACAAUCCAAGCCCUAGUACCUGCCCUCAAUCCAGUGUGGCUUCUCUGGUGGGCCUCCUGGGGCGCUACAUGGUGGGCAUCCGCUAUGUCCUGGAACUGCAGGCUCUACACAGGGGCAUGAACGAUUCUAGCCAGCCGGAGGAAGACGACACCAACCAGUCAGUUUCAUCAAUUGAGGAUGACUUUGUCACUGCCCUCGAGCAUCUGGAGGAUGAGGACACAGUAACUUCCUCUGCAGCUUUCUAUUGCCAUGGUACAAAGCGUGACGUUGCAUCCCAGACAGUCCCGGCUCACAAGAGACGAAAGGACCUUUCAGGCUCGCGGGUUAUCAUUAGCUCCACCUCUAAGAAGUCCACAGCUAAACAUAGGUCUGGGCCAGAGGUGUCCAUCACCGUGCAGAGGUCUUCAGGUGUGGAAUCCCAGUGGACUCACUGCAACCCUGGAGCCCGUCUCCCUUUCCCAUCCAUCCGUGACAGUGAAUCAGAAGAGUCAGACUGCUCCAGCCCCAGCCCAAUCAUCUUUCUGGAUGAAGUGGGCUACCAGAAGAGCCUCUUGGCCAAGCUGGACAUCCCCCAGGUCCCAGGUGGACCUAGAGAGCGAGUAGAGGACUCAGACUCUGAGGUCAGUGAGUUCUUUGACAGUUUUGACCAGUUUGAUGACUUUGAAGAGCUGAGCUCAGAGAGCUGCACUCUGACCUUGCCUCUGGACCCUACAAGUGCCCCUACAGCACCAAAGAGGAGGCCAUCCGACACAAUUACCAGUGGAUCUAAGUAUGUAUCUCGAGGCUGCUCUACCAAGGGCAUGAACCCCCACCGUUUUGACCAACCCACCCUCCCUGCCAAUGUGAAAAAACCCACCCCUCUCAAACCGGGCUCCCCCUAUUCACCCAACUCUGAGGUGCCUGACUCACCCCGGCCGGUGCGAACCUCCUGCGAGGAGAACGGGGGUCCACUCUUCAGCCCUGUCAGCUCCUCAGCCUUCAGUCCUCUAGGAGAUUCCAGUGAACCUCUUGAGUACUUCUGGAAGACAGAUGGGGAUGGAGGGGACAGUUCAGAAUUGCGUAAGCCCCAAGACCUUUGCUCUCUGUAUAAGACCUACUCAGACUUCGCCAGCAGUCUGUCCAAAGAGAUCCUGGGCUCAGUAUGUGGCUACCAGUCUCCGGCUGACAUCAACGACAACAAGAAUCUUAGCUGUGUCUGCCACAAGGAGUUUCAGAACACCUCAGGCCAUCUGAUGAAGCUCUCUGAGAUUCAAGAGACGGUGACAGUGGCCAAGCUGCAACAGAAGUCUCAGUCUCUGAAGGACGGCAUUCAGAGGUUUGCCACUGACCUUGUGGAGAUGAGCCUUGGCAGUGCACUGCGAGACCUUCAGAAAGGAGUGUCCUCAUGCACUACAACACUUUGCCAUCUGGCUGCCAGGCUAACCUCCUCUGUGUUUCAGAUGGCCUUCCACGAGAUUGGUAUGCGGCAUGCCUAUGUGCUAAAGGAACGUGCUAUCAAUGGGUUGGCUAGCUUUCUGGUUGGAGAGGCUCUCUCAGGGGCACUUAAAGAGUUUCUGACCGUCAAAAAGCAGAUCUUUCACAGUACUGUGUCACGUUUUGCUGCUGACCUGGCUGAAGAGUUAGUGUUUGAAGGAAUGAUGGAAGUUUGUCAGUUUUCCCAUCCCUCUACACCUCUCAGCCCUAGAGACUGGUCCUUUAGCCAGGGCGUGGAGGAAGAAGAUGAGGAGGAGGAGGAGGUGGUCUCCUCUUAUGCUUCAGACCUGUCUGAGUCUGUUCUCCAGGAGGCCUUCAUAGAGCUCUCGCAGGCUGAUGUGGCCUUCACCAGCCAGGCAGCUAUCAGUGUCUCUCUUGACAACAUCUGUUAUGUCAGCGCAGAUGAUACAAGUACUCAUACCUGCAGUACUUCUUCUGGCAAGCAGCUUAUCAAUACCAGCCCUUCUGAAGCAGCAUCAGGUUCUAUAGGGGAAGAUAAGGCCUGCACAAUGAAGAAAGCUUUGUUCACUGUGUCAGGCAUGGCCAGCUGUGUUCCUGUGCCCCAGGCAGGCCAGGCCCUCUCCCACCUCCAGGUUUCAGAGGAGACAUGUCAGUUUAAGACUAGCAUAGCUCAAACCUCACAGACCAGCCCCAAGAGAAGCCUUGUGACCGCAGCCUCUUCUGACACCACAACAGCUACACAGACUGACCUCUACCUCCAUGCAACCCAGGCCCCUGGAGGGGAUCCCUCACAUGGGAAGUCACCCUUUCACAACUUCUCUGGGAACAUGGUGGACAUAAUAGUAAAUGAGGCUUGUGACCUAAUAACAGCCACCAAGAUGAAAAAGAGUUUUGGUGACUGUGCUGACUUCCUUACAAAGACCAUCGCAACCCAGAGAGGUGCUUUUUCUGGAACAGGUUCAGUUAGUGAUGAGCACCUGGAUUUCUCUUUAAGGCAGGGAGCAGGGGGGGAGAGCUACACACAUGACAGUAAAGGUUCAUGUAUAAGAAAGGGUGGCCCCGCUGAGCAGACAGAAUGUCAGAGCCGGACGGGGAGAAUUAGUUACGACUCUGGCCCCAGGAUAAGAGCAGUAGCUGAGACAUACCCCAUGAUGGUUAAGGAUUCUCUUGAUGUACCGAGUACAGAGGUACGUGGUCAAAGAAAGAUGUCUAUUGCCGGGGAUGAUUUGGCCCCUAGCUCUGGUCAAAAAUCAGGUGGGACUCCUGGCACUCCUCCUUCUACCCCUCAGCAGCCCAGCGAGGUGUGUAAAGAGAAACAAAUUAAGCAGUUCUCAAAGAAACUGAAAGGCAAGUUGGCUAAGGAGUUUUCCCCUGCCACCCCACCUCCCACCCCCCACUACCAGCCUGAGCCUGGCCCAGGGCCAAGGGAUUCCACCCCUGAGGAAGACAAGGCAGAUUUCAUGCUGAAACUGAUGCGAUCUCUAUCUGAGGAGGUAGAUGGCAAUGGCGAAGAAGAGGAGGAUGAGGAAGACCCAGAGGAUGGUACACACAGUUGUGUGGAGAUGUGUGGUCACCGGCCUGAACUCAACCUGUCUUCAGCUCGCAGAAUGUCACACAAAGAAGCCCUCCAUUAUGCGGAACGGCUUGCUUGUCAUAUUGUGUCCAUGGCAACAGAGAUGGACACGUUGGGAGUGGCAGAAGAGGAGGGAGGGGUGAGAAUGAGAGAUGAGGGAAGGAGAGACAGUGUGGCACAGUUUUCAGAGCAGACCUUGAACACCUUGUGGGUGUACGCAGGGGAAGUGGCUGGGGAGGUUAUUAGGGAUGUGAGGAGAAUGGUGGGCUCUGGACAACAAUGCCCUUAUCACAGAGCUCUCAGAAGAAGAAGCCUGGACAGGUCUGAAUGCCCCCAUCACCACCAGCAACAGCUUCCUGCCAGUACAGACUGGAGGACAGGGAAGCUGGCUGAGCAGCGGUCGAGUGACCUGGCUUCUGCCCACCAUUCACCUUCCACCGCCAGCUCAAGCUCUGGCCUGUCCUCAGAGUACCCCAGCUGUGAGAGUGUGACUGAUGAAUAUGCUGGUUACCUCAUCAGGGUGCUGAAAAAGGAAGGAGGCAAUAGGGAGCUGGUCUUGGACCAGUAUGCUAGCCGUUUGGCUUACCGCUCUAUCAAGCUAGGCCUGGCCCAUACUGCCCGUAAAAUGAAGCAGAGAUCUUCCACCAACCCUCUCCACUCGUCCAAGUCUCUGCCAGAUGGAUGGAAGGGGCCCAGCAGUGAGGCCUCCUCAGCCAGGGAAAGGGCUGGGACAGGAGGCUCCCCCUCUGGAGACAGCAGUCAAUGUACUUGCCAGGACUUUGAGGAGCAAAGCCAGAGGGAGUAUACGGAUCUGGUAAACUUUGCAGAGUCUUUAGCAUACAACAUCACCUGUGAUGUCACACGCAAACUGCGCCUUUCCUCUAUGAGACUGCCCAAGUCUCUCACUGACUCCUGCCUCUAUAAGAAAUCUAAACUUGAGGACAUGGCAGAGAAUCUCAUCAGGAAUUCAUUCUCCUGCCCUCUUUUGGCCAAAGAAGGUAAGAACAGGCAUUAUCACAGCACAGGCAGCCUGUAUGAUGGAUACAGCACUGGGGUGAUGCAGGUCAUAGAACAUUAUGCUAAGAAGAUAGUCGAUGACACUCUGGAGAUAAGCCUGACCUCAACUAGGCAUUCAUUAAGGGAGCACCAGCGGCCACAGGGCCCGGCCAAGCAGUCCCAUGCCAAAAGGCUGUCUGACGGGGCUGCACUAGGCCCUGCCCUGGGGGAGAGGACCUGUCGCUACUGUCAGAUUCAGGAGUGCCCCUACUGCAUCAAGCCCAGCAGGCACCAACACCAGCAGGCAGGCCAGAGUAAGAGGGGGGGACAGGAGUGUAAGGCCAGGGCUGAGCAACUCUCUGGCCUGGAGAUUCCCAAGAUCCAUAUUGACCUGGACCGCAGGGCAGCAUUUGCUGAGGAAAUGGUGUCCAUGGCCAUGGAGACGGCCAAACGUGAGCUAAGCAACACCAGCCUAAAUGCCGAUAGUGGUAUCGGCCAUGAUGGGGCCAGUUACGCUGAAAGCCUGACCGCUGAGAUCAUGACCUCAGCCUUGUCCAAUGUGUGCCAGGCCACCAACCUCAGCUCUCCAGGAAGGGAGACCACAGAGUCAACUGUGUCCCAGCAGCUGAGCCUGAGUGUAGGGGAUGAAAGCCUGGGCAGCUGGUCCAACCUGAGCUUUGAGGAUGAGCACCCAGAUGAAAACAGUAGCUUCCUUCACCUCAGUGACAGUGACUAUACUGAGGACAAAGAAACUGAAGUCAAAGAGGAAUCCAGCGGGACAUGUGUGGACAGGACUCAGGUGCAGGCUCCCAGGGCCCUGCUAGUGAUGGCAAACUCUGAAAUCAGAGAGCUCAGUCAUGGCUCACACCCCGCUACCCUCGACCCUCAGCUCCGGAGCAUGCUGCAGUGGGUGGCUGCUUCCAUGGCUGACCUCCCACAGGUCCAGCUGAGUCCUGACAGAGAGCUCCAGCAGCUCCCAGCAGUGGUCCAAAGGCUUAGGGAGCGGGAAUGGAGGGUGGGAGAGCUGUUUCAAGCCUUGCUGCGCUACUGUGAAGAGACCCAUUCCCACAGCCAGUUCCAAGCUCAGCUCCAGCCAAGAGAGGAGCUACCCCAGGCAGGCAGGGAACCUGACCACACUCCCCUCUUUCAGUGGCUCCUAGAAAACAUUUAAGAGAAUCCUAAAUGUAAAGAGAAUCCUCUCCUCUCCUCUCUUCUCUAAAACCACACUAUCCAGUUUAUCUAGUGAGUACAACAAAUGUUGCACCGUAUGAAGAUUGCCAUCAGAGAUGGCUCACUCUCUCGUAUCACCAUGUACAGAAGUGGUCUCAUUUAGAGCAUUAUACCCACCAUUACUCAUAGAGGGCGCCAUACAAAUCAACUGAUGGAAUCUACUCUGUGUGCAUGCAUGUUUUGCAAUGCAUGCCGUGAUCAAGAGUACCUCUGUUUUAUUUAUUUUUUUCAACCAUUUUUGUGGGCGUUUUGUUUAACAUUACACUGCAUAUCACAUGUUGAUUUAGAGAGCUAUCUAACUAUGCCCACCUACAUCUUUGGGUUAAAGAUUUAUUUUCCCUCUUCCGUUGCUUUUGCUACAGAGAGCAAAAGAUAGACCGAGAGGUCCCCUGUUCCAGAUAGACAGAAAGCAGGAAGCAGAGUUAAGAGAUUUAAGAGCAAGAAUAAGAAUGUGUUUUCUGUUAGGGAAUCCCCAUAGCUGCUGGGCGGAUGAUGUCAAACCCACAGCUCACCUCUGUGGUGGUGUUUCCACAUGUUUAGAGACCAACCACACAGACUCACACACACAUACCACACCCUUGCAUUAUUGGUGCCAGAAGGAAUUCAGGAUACAUUGAAUCACAUUAGCCCAAAGUAUAAGCCUAUCGUUGAUAUAGUAUUUGGUUAUUGAAUUAAUCCAGACAUAAUUGUCAUUCAUAGAUCCAUUCCCCUGGUAUAGUGUUUACCCUGGUAGAAGGCUAGUUAGCACUGAAUGAAGGGGAGUUGCUGGUAUUAAGAUGCUCCCUCAGAACUUUUCAGAGUAAGUGAAACGUUAAUGCUGUGGUUAUCACACCUGCACUUUUGCCCCCUCAUAAUAAAACCCAUUAGAUGACUUUUACAUUACACUAUACAUGUGCUUUGAUGAUUACAGUAUAAAUGUGCUUUGAUGAUCAAACUGCCCUUUCUUGUGACACAGUAAUGGUUAACGCUGUGUGAUAGAAGUUGCCACCUGUCAGUGUCGGUAUUACUGUCUGUAUUAACAACACAUCUCACAUCAAAAACGGUCUAAACAAUGCUUACAUAGCCACAAUGGCAUUGGUUAACAAACCUUGUAAAAUAUGUGUCUCUAGAGAGGUUGAUGUUGUCUGGGGCUAUUGCUAUUAAGAAAGAAAUGUAUAUUUUUGAAAUUAGCGUAUGCCCAAUCAAACAUUAAAUGCUGCUUUAUAUGAUGAAGGAAGCCUUCAUGUCGGCUUCAUGUUGCCAAACGUAGCUGGGAUGAUCAUCACCCCUGUGGUCCAAGUAGGUAUUAUAGCAGUACGUGUGAAAUGUGUUGGGGCCCCUUGUCCAGUUUGGGGGAAGAUCCAGUGACGCAGAUAGCAGAUAGUUUUAAUCAAAUACAUUCCCUGUAAGUCUGUACCUCCAAACCACAACUUGAAGCAUCUGCAUAGCUUAACCCCAGAAUCACAUAUUCAGUCACCCACGCUCUGCACGUCACCUUGUGGGAUAAAGGCCACAACUUCCACACAUUAACCUCCUCCAUGCAUGCACGCACACACACACACUCCUCUCUUUCAGUGCACUUUUUUUUUUAAAAUGUUAUGUUAAAUUCGACUGAUGCUGGGUACUUGCACCCCUGCUGCCCUUGCCUCUUUCCUGGCUUCUGUGUUGUUCACACAGAGCAGAAUGUCUGGCAUGCUGUGGGCUCUAGAUGAAGUAGCCUGCAGUCAGUCAGUGUUUAUGAAAGCAACAGCACCUCUGAGGAGAAUCUAGCCUACACCAGCUCUAAAGGAACAUUACUGAGAUUCAUGUUAUUGGUUUUUUUUUCUUCAUCAUUUUGGAGGGAACUGAUGAUGACGAUGUGUAGCUGUACAGCCCUGGUAUGAUAGGGCUGGUACUUCCCGAGUUUGAAACACUGUAAUAUACCAUGUCUUAUCAUCUAUCCUUAUUAUUAACCGUUGUUGACAGCGUUUACCUGCAUGGCGAAAUCUUCAUUGACGUCUUCAGCUAAAAUAUUAUUACUAUUUCUAAUGUACUGGCCAAGCACUGGUUGAGCGCCUGUUCUUCUGUGUCUGUCCACACUGCCUAACAGUAAAUAAUAUGCUGUAGGCCUCUGCUGAUGCCUUGUCUAUUACUGCUAAAUCACUAGGCUGCCAAAUGUUCUCAAUCUUUAGAGGUAUAUAUAUAUAUAUAU
Molecule: messenger RNA, 7954 nt
Organism: Lampris incognitus (smalleye Pacific opah)
Lineage: Eukaryota; Metazoa; Chordata; Actinopteri; Lampriformes; Lampridae
Gene: akap11
Product: A kinase (PRKA) anchor protein 11
Exons: 11
Coding region: 161-5725 (1854 amino acids)
Biological process (GO): intracellular protein localization
Cellular component (GO): cytoplasm
Molecular function (GO): protein kinase A binding
Source: RefSeq, a predicted model, not a curated record